Pungitius pungitius (ninespine stickleback) is the source of this 1891-nucleotide messenger RNA. RefSeq names its product fibronectin type III domain containing 10 (gene fndc10). The coding region runs from base 324 to 1325 and encodes 333 amino acids. Lineage: Eukaryota; Metazoa; Chordata; Actinopteri; Perciformes; Gasterosteidae. The record is from RefSeq and is a predicted model, not a curated record. The transcript has a single exon.
CGCACGCGCCCACGCGCUCCCGAGCGUCGAAGCAUCGGAGGCUUUUACGUCGAGCCGGGCAGGACGCAGCGGGUCUGAGCCGGGGUCCUCUCAACACCGAUACCGGGGAAAGGGAUUUUUUUUUAAAUAAAUGCACGUGAGUCGAAAUCCAAAAUCGCAACCUCUGCACGACAAGACGCCCGCGUGACCGUGUGCUGUCUCUGUCGCAGACGCACAGCGGCUCCUCGAGCCGCGCUGUUUCACUCGGAUUUCGUCGAGCUGAUCUAGAUGGCGGGCAUCGACCCCGCCUGAUCCACUGUGAGAGGAAAUAAUUACACUGGGACAUGAAAAGCCAACAGCGAACAUCACUGCUGGCCGUUUCGGCACUACUGCUGUGCACACUACACCGCAGCUCUGCAUCAUCAUCAGCAUCAUCAGCAACAACACACCCUUCAGAGUCUAGUGGCAGGAAUCGUUUGGGGACCCAAAACUGGCUCAAGCAGACUAUCGGCAGUUCGAAUUACGGCUUCCGACGCUACAAAAGCAGUACAUCGUCGAAGCUAAAAGAGGAAACCGGUCCGGCGAAGGGCUCAUCUUUCAACGCAAGUGAUGGUGCUACCACGGGAUCUGAAAGGUCUGACGGGGCGCCAACCUGGAGCCCGGAGGAAGGGUCGUCGCCGCUGUGCGCCUACCGGGUGAUCGAGGGGGGAGUCGGGGAGCAGCUGUGUUUCAGACACACGCUGUUCGGGUUCAGGUGUCACAAGGGGGAGUGCAGCACAGUGGCGUCUGCGGGGAAUCUGGAGGCGAAUAUUCUCGUCAACGGCAGCGUGCUGUUGCGGUGGACCCGCGAGGAAGACCCCGCAAACACCGGCCGGGACAGAGACACGAAACCAGCUGCGGAUGGUCGGGCGGGCGGCGGGGACCCGGGGACGGAAACCCUGCGGUCAAACCCCCUUCUCAGCGACCGACGGCGCAAGCGGGGUGGCUACGAGCUGAACUGCUGGUGGAACGGGAGCUACACCCAGUUUGAGUGCGCCGGGGUCCACCUGGGCUCCGGCUGCAGGGACUUCCUCCUGACUGAGCUGCACGAGAACAUCCCCUACCGCAUCUGCCUGCGCCCCCUGGGCCGCUGGGAUGCAGACGGACAGCGAGGCGGCCGGCGGGACUGCGUGGAGUUCACCCUGCCGCCGUCCGGCAUGCAGGACAUCGUGAUCGCCAUGACGGCGGUCGGCGGGGCUAUUUGCGUGAUGCUGGUCAUCAUCUGCUUGCUUGUGGCGUACAUCACAGAAAACAUCAUGAGCCCCGCGACACAGCACACGUACUACCAGACUCACUCGCGUCACUGACGCUGACGUCACCGUUAAGCAACACAUCCACGACGACAUUAUUCUGAUCUCAAUGUCUUAUUGUGAGGGUUUUCAAUCAGCCACCUACUGAAAUUCGCAUACUGUUGUGACUAAAUUAAAGCACAAACUACUGUGGCUCUGCAGAUCACAUUCCUUGUCAACCUCUGCACUAAACCAAAAGUACUGAUAACCUGUAUUUAAUAAUAUACAGUUUACUGUUUUUGUUCAAAUUUUUCUGUGACUGAGUCCAUCAAUCUGUAAGCUGACAGCAAUACAAUUAAUUACAUGAUUAUUUUAGUGCAUCACAAACAGAUGUUUUUGCCUAUGACAUGGCAGACGUGUGCUGUCUUUGCUGUGACACAGGGGAAUAUUUAUUUCUUAUCUACUUGACUAAACCAUUCCAUCAUCUAUUGUGGCUUUUAGGUCCGACUACAGUAUGUAUUUGUACUAUUUUGUGAAGGGCAAUACAAUCUGUGUAUCUCCACUGUGCCAAACAUCUUGAGUUAAAAUUACUCUAUGUUCCUGCUGCCCGUAAAUAAAAGUACCAUAAGGUCAUUUGUAACAGC